GGGGGACCCUGGCCAGCCGGCCGUGGUAUAUAGAGCGUGUGGGACCGGCGCGGCAGCGGAGAACUACGCGCGUCCCAGCCCGGGUUUUGGCAGCACAAAGGAAUUGGAUGUUUCAGACUACAGAUAUCUACAAUUUCUUCUUGUGAACUACAAAUCUCAGUAUGGAGGCCUAAGCCCCUUAAAAGGGACUUCAGUCUGAAAUCUGGGAGGUAGUUUUGUGCACAAAUAAAGAAACUAAAGUUAACAAAAUAUAUUUCUGUAUUGACCAGUGUCCUUACUCUUUUAUAUGGCCUGGGAGUUACUCAAAAUCACCUCCAUGCACAAAACUACCUCCCAGAGAAAGACUUGUCCCAUUCUUCCCUAAUAUUUCAUUAUGAACCUAGUGGAAAGCAGCUCGUUCCUGGCUAAUCUGAUGAAUAACAGCACUGUGUGUGAACUGAAGUAUGAGUUGUCGUGUGAACUCUACAGAAUGUCCACGUUUUCUACUUUCCCUCUUAACGUGCCAGUGUCUGAAAGGAGUCUUGCUCGAGCUGGGUUUUAUUACACUGGUGUGAAAGAUAAAGUUAAAUGCUUCAGUUGUGGCUUGAUGUUGGAUAACUGGAAACAAGGCGACAGUGCUCUGGAAAAACAUAAACAGCUCUAUCCUAGCUGCAGCUUUAUUCAGAAUUUGCUUUCAGUUAGUAAUCUUGGAUCAUCCUCUCAUUCAGCCUUCUCACCUCCAGCCACAAUAAACAAUCUUUCACCAUCUUUGCAUUCCAUAACUAUUGCUCCAAGCUUAGAACAAAUUGGCUUUUUCAGUGCUACUUUCUCCAGUUUUCCUCAAGAACCAGUAACUUCUAGGGCAGUUGAGGACCCAUCACACCUGCGACCUAACUUUAAUAAUCCUGCAAUGAGCACAGAAGAUGCUAGACUAUGUACUUUUCAGACAUGGCCCCUGACAUUUCUAUCACCAACAGAUCUGGCCAAAGCUGGAUUUUACUAUACUGGGCCAGGAGACAAAGUUGCUUGCUUUACCUGUGGGGGGCAACUAAGUAACUGGGAACCGAAGGAUAAUGCCAUGUCAGAGCAUCGGAGAUACUUUCCUAACUGCCCUUUUGUGCAAAAUAAAACUAGAGACCAACCAAUAUUCAGCAUUUCUAACCAGAGCAUGCAAACCCACGUGGCUCGUGUUAAAACAUUCAUAAACUGGCCAACAAGAAUUCCAGUUCGACCUGAACAGCUUGCAAAUGCUGGGUUUUAUUACGUAGGUCGUAAUGAUGAUGUCAAAUGUUUUUGCUGUGAUGGUGGAUUAAGGUGUUGGGAGUCUGGAGAUGAUCCAUGGAUUGAGCAUGCUAAAUGGUUUCCAAGAUGUGAGUAUCUACUGCGAAUAAAAGGACGAGAGUUUGUCAAUCAAAUUCAGGCAAGAUUCCCACAUCUCCUUGAACAGCUCUUGUCAACUUCAGAUACCCCUGUGGACGAAAGUGCCAAUCCACCAACUAUUCAUUCUGAAUCUGGAGAAGGCCAUUCAGAAGAUGCAAUCAUGAUGAACACCCCAGUGGUUAAAGCAGCCUUGGAGAUGGGAUUUAGUAGAAGACUAAUAAAGCAGACAGUUCAGAGUAAAAUCUUAGCGACUGAGGAAAAUUACAAGACCGUUAAUGAUCUUGUGUCCGAUCUGCUUACUGCACAAGAUGAAAAAAGGGAAGAGGAGAAGGAGAGACAAUCUGAAGAAGUGGCAUCGGAUGACCUGUCCUUAAUCCGGAAGAAUCGAAUGGCUUUGUUUCAGCAUUUGACAUGUGUGCUUCCUAUCCUGGAGAGUUUACUAUCGGCCAAAGUGAUAACUGAACUUGAACAUGAUGUUAUUAAACAAAAAACCCAAACGCCAUUGCAAGCAAGGGAACUGAUUGAUACAAUUUUAGUGAAAGGAAAUGCAGCAGCCCACAUAUUCCGAAACUGCCUGCGAGAGUGUGAUCCUAUGUUGUACAAAGAUUUAUUUGUGGAAAAAAACAUGAAGUAUGUCCCCACAGAAGACACUUCAGGGUUACCCAUGGAAGAACAACUGAGAAGAUUACAGGAGGAAAGAACCUGUAAAGUUUGCAUGGACAAAGAAGUUUCUAUUGUAUUUAUUCCAUGUGGUCACUUAGUGGUGUGCAAAGAGUGUGCACCUUCCCUAAGAAAAUGCCCUAUUUGCAGGGGGACAAUAAAGGGUACCGUUCGCACAUUUCUUUCAUGAGAGGAAACCUGCAAACUCCUGUUCCUGUGUAUCUUAGCAAUGCUCAAGACUAACCCAGUGAUGUGUUAAGACUGGAAAACUAUAGUAAAGAAGAUGAUGGAUAAAUUACUUGCCUAAUGUGGCUUAUGGGGUAAUAGUGGACUGUUGUGUGAGCAUGCUAGGCCUUAUGCUGCCAAAGAUCUUUUUUGAAACCUGUGUAAGUAACUAUUAAAAAAUGGUGGGAAAAAUAGGUUGGUU
Messenger RNA from Terrapene triunguis (Three-toed box turtle), 2446 nucleotides. Its product is annotated as inhibitor of apoptosis protein-like. The coding region runs from base 374 to 2209 and encodes 611 amino acids. Gene Ontology annotation, biological process: positive regulation of protein ubiquitination; regulation of cell cycle; negative regulation of apoptotic process. The record is from RefSeq and is a predicted model, not a curated record. The transcript is spliced from 10 exons. NCBI's taxonomy places the organism in Eukaryota, Metazoa, Chordata, Testudines, Emydidae. Gene Ontology annotation, molecular function: ubiquitin protein ligase activity; cysteine-type endopeptidase inhibitor activity involved in apoptotic process. Gene Ontology annotation, cellular component: cytoplasm; nucleus.